GACAAGAGGCAGAGGCAUUGCACAACCUCCAAUCACAGGCGAGGCUGCGCAGACACACUGACAGGUCCAGCGGGCAGGCAAAUACUAAAAGGCCAAUCUGCGAACGCUGCACAAUAGCCAAUCAGGCUGAGGCUUACAGGCUGUGUUCUGCUGGCAGAAAAACCAGCCCUCUGAGGGAAAAUUGUGGUACCUUUUCACUAGCUGCAUCACUGCUAACCACCGCUUCUCUAAUUUUUUUUUUUACCUUCCUCCCUCAACCGCUGCCCUUCCUUUCACGGCAAACUUUUGGCAAAAGCGACACCAUUGUUUUGUGCUCCGUUGAGUUCCUCCUCACAAAUGCCUUUCAAUCAGGGAAGCCAUUAAAUAGGACACACACACACAGAGGCACAAGGAGAUAGCAGCGGAUCGGGAUAGAGAACAAAUAUGCAAAGUGGACACUUUCCACAGCAGACUCCUCGCCUUGUCUCCUAGGGCAGCUGAGACGCAGCGGAAGGACGGAAGAGACAGGCGGCUGUGGAACAAAAGCACACUGAGGAGAAGGCAAAGAGAGAAGAGAGCGUGAGAAGGAGGAAUUGCUGUCACGGCUGAACCUGGCACCUGGAGAUGCAACCCACAAGCAAGCUUAUGAGCCUGAUCCUCCUCAUCUUGAUGGGCACCGAACUCACCCAAGUCUUGCCAACCAACCCAGAAGAAAGUUGGCAGGUGUAUAGCUCUGCCCAGGACAGCGAGGGCCGAUGUAUAUGUACAGUGGUGGCACCGCAGCAGACUAUGUGCUCUCGGGAUGCCAGGACAAAGCAGCUCAGGCAGCUCUUAGAAAAGGUGCAAAAUAUGUCCCAAUCAAUAGAAGUUCUGGACAGGCGGACCCAGAGAGACCUGCAAUAUGUAGAAAGGAUGGAGAAUCAAAUGAAAGGCCUGGAAUCAAAAUUUAAACAAGUGGAAGAGACUCACAGGCAGCACCAGGCCAGGCAGUUCAAGGCAAUAAAAGCGAAAAUGGAGGAACUUAGGCCUCUGAUACCAGUGUUGGAAGAGUACAAAGCCGAUGCCAAAUUGGUAUUGCAGUUUAAGGAGGAGGUCCAGAAUCUGACGUCAGUGCUUAACGAGCUUCAGGAGGAGAUUGGCGCCUAUGACUACGAGGAACUGCAGAGCAGAGUGUCCAAUCUUGAAGAAAGGCUCCGUGCAUGCAUGCAAAAAUUAGCCUGUGGUAAGCUGACCGGAAUCAGUGAACCGGUCACAAUCAAGGUAUCGGGGUCCAGGUUUGGCUCGUGGAUGACUGACCCACAGGCACCAGAAGGAGAUAACAGAGUUUGGUAUAUGGAUGGCUAUCACAAUAACCGCUUUGUCCGGGAGUACAAGUCAAUGGAGGACUUUAUGAACAGUGACAAUUUUACCUCUCACCGUCUCCCUCAUCCUUGGUCGGGGACAGGCCAAGUUGUAUAUAAUGGAUCCAUCUAUUUCAACAAAUUCCAAAGCCACAUCAUCAUCCGUUUUGACUUAAAAUCAGAGACAAUUCUGAAAACACGCAGCCUGGACUCUGCUGGGUACACAAAUGUCUACCACUAUGCUUGGGGUGGCCAGUCAGACAUUGACCUCAUGGUAGAUGAGAAUGGGUUGUGGGUGGUUUAUGCCACCAACCAAAAUGCUGGUAACAUAGUCAUCAGCAAACUAGACCCCAAUACUCUACAGAUCCUAAAGAGCUGGAAUACAGGAUACCCCAAAAGAAGUGCCGGGGAAGCCUUCAUGAUCUGUGGGACUCUGUAUGUCACCAACGGUUAUUCCGGUGGCACCAAAGUGCACUACGCCUACCAAACAAACACUUCCAACUAUGAAUAUAUUGACAUCCCGUUUCAAAACAAGUAUUCACACAUCUCUAUGUUGGACUACAAUCCCAAGGACCGGGCUCUGUACGCUUGGAACAACGGCCACCAGGUCCUCUACAAUGUCACAUUGUUCCAUGUCAUCCGCUCCGACGAAUUGUAGCUAAAUCUAGCUGCCACGAACUGACCAAAACAGUAGGACUGAACAAAACACAGAACAUAUCGGCUGCCAAAACUUUGCUGUCCUUCUGCAAGGUCUGUCGGAGUUGAAUGACUACCAUGUGCCCUCAUUACAUCAUAAUACAAAAAACACCUGCAGAUCUAGAGAACUUUACAUUUUAAUAACAAUGGAAUCAAAUAAAACGUGCUGCACAUAAGAUCCAAGAAAAUAUACUUUUGUUGUUUAAAAAUAAAGCUAUAUAAAACAUGUAAUAACAAGGCAGUGACUGUUGGUUAUAAUGGACAGUACCCAACAUCAAAGAUGUGGGAUUUUUCUUGAUGGAGAGCUUUUACUGUUGGGGGAUGGAAAACAUCCAGAAGGAUGAUCAUGGAACUCCUUCCAAGAACUUAAAGGGAUUAGUGCACGGUUGGGUAUUUUAAAGGGAGAAGCAUUAUAAUUACUUUUUCUAGAGUAAAAAUAAAAAAAUCUCUAAAGUUCGGGGAACUCUGAAAGUAUUGCAAUUAUUAAAAAAAAAAAAAAAGGAAAAAAAGAAAAACAAAACUCUCCUAAUCGAGAAAAAUUGAAAGUCUGUAUUCUGGCUAUAAUGGUAGUUUGUCCAUAUUGUUUAAACUUAUGUAGAAAUUAUCAUGUAUAAUGUCUGUUGUACUCUGAAGUAUUCAAUUGUAUUUGUCUGUUUCACGCGAUGAAUGUUGUUCAAUCUGAAGUAGUUUGGAUUUAUUAAGAGCAAUUCAUUUUUGUUUAUGUAAAGAUCUUAAAAAAAGGAAAAAUAUUUAUUACAUAUAAUAUAUACAUAUGGAUAUAUAAUUAGAGAAAGAUGUUUACCCGUCACGGUAACUAUAGAACACAAAGACCUGGGGCGCUGUCUCUUGACGUAGAGUAAAAGUGGCGCACCGGUCAUAUAAAUAGAGAAUUUAAUCUAUUAUAUGAAAUAAUUAGUAUUAAAUCGAACGCAGAAAUCGGUAGAUGUCUGUGGAAAAAGCCUCUAGAAUCUUUGUACCCAUUCAAAGUAAUUGUAACAAAAUAUUAGAAAAGGGUUUUUUAUUAUCAUAAUUUCAGUCAUCAGAAGACCUACCAUACAGAGCGAUUUGUACUAUCCACAGCUAUCUAAAGAACAAUAAAACAAAAUAUUAGGA
Molecule: messenger RNA, 3128 nt
Organism: Nanorana parkeri
Lineage: Eukaryota; Metazoa; Chordata; Amphibia; Anura; Dicroglossidae
Gene: OLFM1
Product: olfactomedin 1
Exons: 6
Coding region: 604-1977 (457 amino acids)
Biological process (GO): signal transduction
Source: RefSeq, a predicted model, not a curated record